AUUUAUCUUACUUCUGUGUAGUGAAGGAUUUGUUUCAGACCAUAAGGAUGACAUUGAAUAUGUUCAAUUUGUUGAUAAUUUCCAGUGUUUUGAUUUUGGCAGUGACGUGUCAAAGGGAAAGGUUAUUGGCAGCUCUGAAGAGUACAUCUAUACAGAGUAUUUUACCUGAUAAUAACAACGACACUACUCGAAUUAAUAUAGGACUUAGCCUUAUCAAUAUCUUAGAUUUUGACUAUGACCGCCAGGAAAUAGAAUUGAGAGUUUGGUUGGAGCUUAGAUGGACCGAAAAAAGAAUGCAAUGGGAUAAAAAAGAAUAUGGUGGCAUUGAUUCUGUAAGACUAAGUACUGAUUUCCUACCAACACCAGACUUGAAGCUGUACAAUGGUGACAUGAAGAUAGAAGAUGAUGUACUAAUAGUAGUUAAUUCAGAUGGUUCCAUUUACUAUAUACCACCAGUUCAUAUUACAGCUCAAUGUCCCCAGAAACGACAGCAUCCAGACCAAAUCACCUGCCACCUCAAAUUUGGCUCGUGGACUUAUAAUUGUCACCAACUUCAACUGAAGAGCGACCAGAAAGCAGCUGAUGUGAGCGAAUUUCAAAAAGGUUGGCGUUGGAAUUUAAUAAAUACAACGACCAAAGUUGAAAGUAUGCAUUAUGAAUGCUGCCCUGAACCUUACUGUAACCUGAAAUUUACUCUCAAAGUUGCAGAUAAAGGCCGAAGUAGGGGCUGGUUUUAAAUUUUUACAUGAAAAAACCGCAAAAUUUGGAUGGGCUAUUGUGCCCCUUCGCCUAAUGAUUUGAAGAAAAACCUCUGCAUUUUUU
Molecule: messenger RNA, 822 nt
Organism: Lottia gigantea (owl limpet)
Lineage: Eukaryota; Metazoa; Mollusca; Gastropoda; Lottiidae
Exons: 4
Coding region: 48-737 (229 amino acids)
Biological process (GO): chemical synaptic transmission; monoatomic ion transmembrane transport; regulation of membrane potential
Cellular component (GO): synapse; neuron projection; membrane
Molecular function (GO): extracellular ligand-gated monoatomic ion channel activity; neurotransmitter receptor activity; transmembrane signaling receptor activity
Source: RefSeq, a predicted model, not a curated record